AUGCUCUCCUCCCGCGGGCCCUCCACGAUUACCCGCAACACUCUUCUCCGUCGCAUCCGGACCAUUUCCCGCCAACCCCGCCUACGACACUGGUAUUCCAUCGACGCAAACCGGCCCUCAACAAAAGCUAAGAUGGCGCACGACGACGCAACAGCUAUGGACGUCAACGCUCGACGGCCCAAGAAGCUGAUCUGUAUGUACCUACCUUCUACAAGCUCUCUCUCUCUAUCUCUUUCCAUCAAUCUCCUCAAACUAACUUACAUUUCCCCUCCACCAGUUGCACCAGGCGACAUCGACCCCUCGGCCCCAGAAUCGCAAGCCAACCAGACGCAGCACGCGAUUCCAUCCUACCUCACUCCCGCCGCCGCCGUCGCGGAGUCCCUACGCUCCGAGACCUCAACGCCCAACUCGACCACCGAGCAACGGGUACUCUCGCACCCCGCACGAGCACACCAAUUCGUAACCAACCCGCCCUUAACCGUGUCUCAAAUGCACGGCACGAAUCCCUUGCACCAAUUCCACUCCUGGUUCCGCGAUCCGCGGCUGCAUUCCACCUCUGCGCCGGAAACAUGCACGCUCGCAACGGCCGCUAUGCCCUCUGGCCGGGUCAGUGCGCGGGUGGUCUAUCUCAAGGAAUUGGACGAGCGCGGGUGGGUAGUUUAUAGCAAUUGGGGGAGUCGUGAGGGGAAGGGCGGGCAGGUGUUUGGGAAACUUGCCGACGGCGGGCGGGAUGUGUUGGGUUCUAUGCCGGAGCCCGGGCAGGAGAAUGGUUCAUCCAAGGCACCAGCUGCGGAGAUGGGCAACAAAUGGGCCGCGCUGACAUUCAGCUGGGGGACUACGGAGCGCCAAGUCCGCGUGGAGGGACUCCUCGAACCGCUCAGCCGCUCUGAGAGCGAGAUGUACUGGCGCACGCGCGAACGAGGCAGCCAGAUCGGCGCAUGGGCAAGCUGGCAGAGCCGCGUGCUGUGGUCUGCAGAACCGGUCAAGUUGGCAGAGCGUCAGCGGCGCAAGAGCGUCGCGCGCUUGCAGGCUUCCGCGGAGGCGGGGACGCCGUGCGAUGAUAUCCCGGCUGAUAUUGACGAGACGGAUAUUGAGGAUGGGCGGGCGUUGCUGGAGCAGAGGGUUAAGGAGAUGGAGGAGCGGUUUGCUGGUGUGCUGGAUGUGCCGCUGCCGCCGUUUUGGGGUGGGGUGCGUCUUGUCCCGGAGUCAGUGGAGUUCUGGCAGGGUCGCCGUAGUCGACUGCAUGAUCGGUUUCGGUAUCCUGCGAUUCCUCCCCUCCAGACAUCCAAUAUCCACAAAAUGUCUCCCCCACCCGCCCAUCCCACCACCGCCACUCCUCGCUCCCCAUGGAUCCUCCUCGCAAUCGCCAGCGGUGCAUUCGCCGCGCUGAACGGGCUCUUCGCCAAACUAACAACAGAUACCCACACCACAGCCUUCGCGCAAGCAGUCGCGCAUCUCUUCGGCUCGGACGGGUCCCCGUUUCUGGAGCUCGUUGUGAGGGGGAUCUGCCUCGGCCUUAACGUCCUCUGCAACAUCAUCAUGUGGGCUCUCUUCACCCGCGCCCUAACCGCUGGGCCUUCUACGACGAAAGUGUCUAUCACGAAUACCUCGUCGAAUUUCCUUACUACUGCCAUGCUGGGCAUGUUGGUGUUUCGGGAGGCUGUGGGCGGGUUGUGGUGGCUGGGCGCUGCGAUGAUGGGUGCUGGGUGUAUUCUUGUUGGGAUGCGGGAGGAAAGCAGUUGA
Molecule: messenger RNA, 1743 nt
Organism: Penicillium riverlandense
Lineage: Eukaryota; Fungi; Ascomycota; Eurotiomycetes; Eurotiales; Aspergillaceae
Product: pyridoxamine-phosphate oxidase PDX3
Exons: 4
Coding region: 1-1743 (580 amino acids)
Biological process (GO): pyridoxine biosynthetic process
Molecular function (GO): FMN binding; pyridoxamine phosphate oxidase activity
Source: RefSeq, a predicted model, not a curated record